AGCCGGAGUUUUGCUCUGCACUCUGCACCGCGCCGCCGCUCCAACUCCAAUCGCUCGCCGCCGGAUCUGCCCAUGGAGUUCCGCUUCCGCGCGGGGGACCGCGGGCCGCCGGGAUCCUCCCCGCCCGCCCCCGGAGGCUCCCCGCCGGCGCGGUUCUCCCGCCCCCGCGACGGCUGCACCGGUGCCGGCGCGCAAGGGCCUUCGCCUUUGCCGCGGCCGGUCGACUGGGAGGCGGAGCGGCGAGAGCGCCUCAUUCAGGAGGAGGUGAGGCGGCGGCUCGUCGAGGAGGAGGUGCGCCGCGAGUUCGAGGCCAGGGGCGAUCUCGCCUUCGCCCGCGCGGGUUGGGGGCCCGACCCGUUCUUCGCCCCCGGCUGCUUCGUGUCGCCGCCGCACGCGCCGAUGCCGAUGCACCCGCCCCCGUACGCGCCGCCGCCGCCGGUGCAUUUCUACGAGUUUGGUGCCUGGCAGGGGUUUGGGCCUCGCCGGCACGCGGGGUCUGGGGAAAGGAUGCCUUUCCCCUGUGGGGCGGGGUUUGGGUCUCCGCCGCGGCAAAAGCCGCAGCAUAAGCUCAAGCUGCUUCAGAUCGAGCCCUACGGGAGACCUGAGUUCAAUAUACAUGCUCAAUAUAGAUAUAGAGGAAGUAGAAGAUAUAUCAUCAAGUCAUGCGUUCCAAGGAUGAAGAGGAAAGAAGAUGCAAAUGCUGCAGCUACCGUACCAAAGAAAGUACAGAAACUAGCCAAGGACUGGAGCUGUGCACUAUGCCAGGUCAGUGCAACAUGUGAAGCUGGUCUAAAUGAGCAUCUCGGAGGAAGAAAACAUAAGGCCAAGUUGGCCCUGUGUGGCGCCAGCAAGGCGAUCAAAGAUGACAAAAACUGCUCACAGAUGACCACUGGGAAUAAGAACAGCACAGAUCCUUGUGAUGCACCUAAGAAAAUAUGCUUGCUAGUAGACGGUGAAGUGCAUGAAGUUUUUCGGAAGAACAACUAUCUGUGGUGUGAUCGCUGCAGAGUCAGGUGUGAUAGCAACGUCAUCAUGACUGGCCAUCUGCGGAGCAAGAAGCAUAGUAAAUUAAACAAGGUCUGGGCAUCGAUAAGGGCUGUGAGGACAAAUACCGAUACUAAGGAAGGUUUGGCUACUAGUGGAAGUCAGGUAAAUACAAACGACUCUACUGAAAUUCCAGCGGUAAUUGAAGGCGACAUAAAUAUAUCCACCGGAGUAGAUGAAAGCGGCCCUGUAGAAAAUCCGGCUGGGAAAGCGAUCACAAGCAUCGCCACCGAGGUAGAAAUUCCAGUGGUAAUUGAAGGCGACAUAAAUAUGACCGGUGAAGUAGAGGAAAGUAGCCCUGUAGAAAAUCCAGCCAUGAAAGCGAUCACAAGCAUCGCCACCGAAGUAGAAAGUAUAGCCAUGGCUACCAAAGUACUUGAAAAUAACCCUGUGGAAACUCCAGUUGGAGCAAAGAAGGAAAGCACAGACAUGACAAAUGAUGUGUGAGAAGUCGUGCCAAAGGGGGAGUAACAGUAUACCUGCUCUUUACCCAAGCUUCUUGCUUCUACCCUUUCAUUGGACAUCAUCCUAUCGUGGAACUUAUGCUUAGCUCAGUUUCAUCAUCAGAUUUGGGGUUCUCUCUUACCAUCCACAUGUAGUUUAUAGGGUAACAAUAAUGCAUAUGGGCAAUGUGUUAAGUUUCUUAGAUACUGGUAAUCAAGGUAGGAAUCUUAUAAGUCUAUGAAUCCAGUGCCAUACAUGGCUUCUAAGGUAUCUAACUUGAUUACCAGUGUCUAAACAACUUUCCAUGAGAAACAUUGCUCCCUAGAAGUAUGUGUUAUUGUUACUCUUUGGACAUGUCUUUGACAUGGAGAUUAAACUUUUAUGUAGAAUGCCCUGCUGCCACUGUGGUACUUGUAUCCAGUUCUUAUUGUUGUCCUCUGUUCACGUGUAAUGUGCUGAGGUGAGAUGGGUUGAGCUGGUGAUGAGUAGGGUUUUUCUUGGUGCUAACCUGACUCUAGUUUGUAUUUUACAUAGGUCUUUUAGGUGUCUGGGCUCAGGUUUACUUCUGCAUAGGUUGUGUGGAAAUUUGUUCGUUCGAGUAGUUGUAGCAUGUACAAUAGCAGUUUCGAAAAGAGUGUACAACCAGCAAUAUAUAGAGAUUAGAGCAUAUAGACUAUCCAAGCGUCGUAAUGAAGGGAGAAAAUGGCAGAUAUGAAAUAUCAGGCAAACAUGUUCCUAAAGUUGUAAAAUCCAUUUACAUGAGGUGUAGGUUUUGAUGAUCCUUAGCUUGAUUUAUUGCGUUCGUGAAGGUUGUGAUCCACAUCCAUGCCAAAAUUCAGUAUCAAAUAAAAUGUUACUUGUGAGAUAUUUGGUACUGAAAGUUUGCAUUGAUGUGGAAUAUGGCCUUCCCGAGCACCAUAAAUUGUUUUGGAGGUGAUCUUUGAAACUUCUGCACCGAGUAAUCAUGGAAUUUGCGACUUCAGACCAUUUUUGCUGGAUAUGCUCUCUCGACGGGUUUGUCGAUAGCAGCUUAGCGUAGGUGUUGCUGGAAGAACGCAAUAAAUCACGGGAGAUAAAAAAAACCAGUGAAUUCUGUUUAGUUCUGUAGUGCUGCUGUUUAUUUCUGUUAGGCAAGAGUUCUGGUAUCUCAGCAUUGCUCAGCUGUUCUACCUGGUCCAGCGGAUGUAUACCCCAAAUAGACCAGGUAGAACGGAGAACAGCUGAGCCACCAGAUGCAUGUAGGGUAUUCAAGCAUUCUGAAGAAGAGAGAAUGGCAGAUAUGAAUACCAGUGAAGACACUCCUAAAAGUUUGAAAUUCAUGAAAAUGUCGUUGACUGAUUUAGUGUCUGGGAAUGUUGUGAGUCAUAUCCAUGGCAGAAGUUCUAUGAAAUAAUGUGAGAUACUGGUAGUGAAAUUUUGCAUUGAUGUAGAAUAUGGCCUUCAUAGGUGAUUAUUCAUGGGAUUUUGCGACUUCAUAUCAUUUUUGUUGGAUAUGCCCUGGACAGAUUUGCCCGCAGGAGCAUAGCUCAGGACCUCAGGUGUUGCCUGUAGAUCAUGGUAGGUCAGAAACCCAGUGAACGGCAUGGCAAUCUUGCAGCCAUGGAUCAGUCCAUGAUGAGUUCCAGUGUCUCAACAUUGCUCAGCUUUUCUACCUGGUCCUGCUUGAAUUCCGGAUCGUCAUAAUCUGUACCCCAAAAAGAUCCAGUGUUACGGCUUGUGUAUCUUCUGAAAUAAUCUGGACCCUUGUCUGCCCUACUAGCUUGUGCUUGCUCAGAAUGUUCUAAACUGAGUCUGCUUUGGAAUUUAUUUACUACUCCCUCCGUUUUCAAAUAUAAGACCUUUUAGAGAUUUCACUAUGAACUAAAUACGGAUGUAUGUAGUUCAUAAUAAAAUCUCUAAAUUGUCUUAUAUUUAGAAACCGAGGGAGUAGUUGUUUUAAGUGUUAGGGCUCAGGUUUACUUCUGCAUAUGUGGUGCAGAAGUUGUUCUUUCUUAGUGGUUACAGCAUGUACUGGCCAAUAGCUGUUCCAAAAAGAGUUUACUCACCAGUAUAAUCUAUGAAGGUAUAUACAGUGUUGUAACAUUCCAUGAAAAUGAAGCGUAUAUACAGUGUUGUAACUUUCCAUGAAAA
Molecule: messenger RNA, 3618 nt
Organism: Hordeum vulgare subsp. vulgare (domesticated barley)
Lineage: Eukaryota; Viridiplantae; Streptophyta; Magnoliopsida; Poales; Poaceae
Exons: 4
Coding region: 73-1491 (472 amino acids)
Molecular function (GO): nucleic acid binding; zinc ion binding
Source: RefSeq, a predicted model, not a curated record